Messenger RNA from Triticum dicoccoides, 2539 nucleotides. Its product is annotated as protein FLX-like 3. The transcript is spliced from 6 exons. The coding region runs from base 280 to 1257 and encodes 325 amino acids. NCBI's taxonomy places the organism in Eukaryota, Viridiplantae, Streptophyta, Magnoliopsida, Poales, Poaceae. The record is from RefSeq and is a predicted model, not a curated record.
CUACCAGAGCCCCAAUCCCGGCUCAUUAAAAAUCUUCUCUAGUCUACCGCGCUACGCUGCUGCCGAGCGUAGUCGCCGACGCCUCACGGCCCUAACCCUAACCCACCUCUCACGCGCGUCGCCGCCGACGCCUCACGGCCCAAACCCUAACCCACCUCUCACGCGCGUCGCCGCCACCAUCGCCGUUCCCAUUCCACCUCGUCACGUCCCUGCCAUAUUCACCCCGUCCGAAACCUUGGACAUUGGUUUCUGAAGGCCACCAGGUUACCUAGAAUCAUCAUGUCAGGAAGAGAUCGCCUGCCGCGUCGUUUUGUCGAAGAUGGAAGGGGCUAUGUUGACGCCCGUGUGGCUGAGGAUCGCAGGGGUCAUCAUCCUGGCAUCCGAGUGGUUGAUGAUCGUAGGGGCCAUCAUGAGAUCCGUGUAGUCGAAGAUCGCAGAACCUAUCCUGCAGUUCGUGUGAUUGAGGAUCGUAGAGCCUACCCUGAGAUUCACGAAAGGCCGCUCAUGAGGGUGGCUCCUCGCUCUCACCCGGAUGUCCUAGAGGAAGAAAUUCAGUUGCACGAGGUUGAUUUCCGCAGGCUUAUGGCUGAUCGUCAUGCUCUAGCUGAGGAACGGAUGGAGUUGCACAGGGAGUUGCAAGCCGGAAAGGAGGAGGUCCGUCACCUUAACAUGAUCAUCGCAGAGAUUAAUGCCAAGAAGGAAGCUUAUAUCAGCGAGCUCGUUGACAAGAGAAGGAAGCUUGAAGCUGAACUUAGAUCAAAUGAGCCUUUGAGAGAUGAGGUUGUGCAUCUUCGUGGUGAAAUCGAGAAGCUCCUUGCUGUUAGGAAAGAACUCUCUGCAAAGGCUGCAUCACUCAUGCAGGAGCUGAGUAGGGAGAGAUCUGAUAAACAACAGCUACCUAUGCUGAAAGCAGAGAUUGAGGGCCUUCAACUGGAACUUACUCAUGCAAGGAAUGCAUGUGAAUUGGAGCAGAAGGGGAAUUUCGAGUUGGUGGAACAAAGGAAAGCAAUGGAAAAGAGUAUGAUUUCGAUGGCACAAGAAAUUCAACAAAUGCGGGCCGAAUUAGCUAAUUUUGAUGGCAGACCAUGGGGCACAGGUGGAGCACAUGGGAUGAAGCUGAGCAGUCCUGAAUCGACCUUCCCUACUCAAUAUGGAGAUAAAUACAAUAUACAUGUGGGAGUUUCUGAGAAAGGUCCUUCGCACCCUCCUGAAUCUUCGUGGGGCACAUUUGAGAAGAACCGUUUCCAGUACCGCUAAGACCCCAGCUGCUACAUUCCGGGGAGAAAGAAUCACCUCUAGGUUGAAUCCUCAGUUGGUCCUUUCCUGUGAUGACAGAAGACGUAUUUGUUCAUGUGAAGGAGCCGUCACUGCCAGAAAACAGUAAUAAAUAUGGUAAUGGAGAUAACUGUUGCCUUUCUGAUGCUGAAGGUUCUAUGCCAGUUAACUGAUACAUCUAGAAAUGCGCUCUUCUAAAACAUAAUAUUUUCUAGACAUCCCUGAAAAGAGAUCAAGAUGGAUUAUCAUACCAGUUGGAGAUAUGGGAAAUGGUUAAAUCAGUCAAGAGUGCCCUAGCAACACUUGGAAGGUCUUGAAUGUGGGCGUGUGGGUGAUUGGGUUCAUUUGCAGGCAUUAAGUUUUGUUGUGGUUUUGGGGGAAGAGUGAACUUGUGCCAUAGAAGUUUCUGGUUGUCUGGAAGCCCCUGUUCUGUGUCACUGUCGUGGUAAUUUCCUUUCUCCAUAGGGAAGUUGAAAAGAGAUUCUGCUACAAAUUGUAUAGCAGUGAAGCCCCUGUUGGUGGAUUGAACUGCGCCUGGCCAUCAUGCUUCCAGUUGCUGCAUUUGGAUGUAGUCACCAGUUUGUCCAGCAGUGAAGCGCAAGUCAGCAUAGCUGUCUGAUGCUUAGAUGUCAGGAAUAAAAUAAGUUGCUCCCUACAUGCGCUGGAGGCAAUGAAAACAUGAUUUCAGAAUCCUCCAAGGACUCACGUUAUGCUGUUUUGAUGAUCAUGAUGUUGGUAAGGUGGCAACCUACACAAACAAAGUCACUGACAAGCCCAUCUGAAUGUUGGACUCAAUGAUAAGGCAGUGCAACAAGUCAGGACCCUACGCACAGAGUAGUGAACUUCAUAUGUUUGAAAUUACGAGCAUGAUUUUGCCGCUCAAGAGUUUUGCUGAAAAUGAAGAUCCUGCAAGUCACCUGUUGUGCACAUUGGGAGCAUAUUUCUUGGAUGCCCAGGAAGGUUGUUUGACAAGCGGAGGAAGCAUGUAAUUGAUCUUUUUGGCAGCUUUUCUCCACCACCUAUCUAUGCAUGGUGAGAGAAGUUAUGGUAUCAUGGCUGAAUUACAGCUUAGAAUGUUGUCUGUAUGAAUAGAAGCCCUGGUCUUGGAACUCCUGGUGAAAAAACGGAUGCCCUUGUGCUCCAUGCCGUACCUCGUUCAAACAUUAUGCUUCCGAUGUUUGGCUUUGGGAGGCAUACCACUAUCAGGUCAGGUCUGUAUAUUCACUGCCCUGGACUGAAUCCAUCCUGAACAUCCUCAAGUCUA